UGACAAUGAUGAGUGCAGGGGCGGACUGACAACUCAUGGGGCCCCCGGGCAAUAGGGGAUCAUGGGGCCCCUGUGUCCUUGCCCAAACUCAAAAAAGCCUAUGAAAAAAGUACCAGGGGCAUCUCAUAGGGCCCCUACUGACCCCGGGCCCUCGGGCAUUGCCCGAGUUCCCAAAUGGUCAGUCCACCCCUGUUGCUGACAUGUAAAGACUUGUGUAGAGAUGGCUGCACUGUCUGUUAGCUGUUAUAUCCUGUGUCCAUAUAACAUCUCAUUGUGUAUCCAAAGCUAGCAAGGAUCCUAUGAAGACAUUUCACUGAUCUUU
Molecule: messenger RNA, 322 nt
Organism: Staurois parvus
Lineage: Eukaryota; Metazoa; Chordata; Amphibia; Anura; Ranidae
Source: the annotation of a GenBank genome assembly